This is a messenger RNA of Eublepharis macularius, 3669 nucleotides long. It is a transcript of the gene RGSL1, whose product is annotated as regulator of G protein signaling like 1. The transcript has 24 exons. Bases 106 to 3669 code for a protein of 1187 amino acids. The record is from RefSeq and is a predicted model, not a curated record. Lineage: Eukaryota; Metazoa; Chordata; Lepidosauria; Squamata; Eublepharidae.
GCCAUCGCUAGCAAGCACUUGAUUGUUCUGCUGCAGGAUGAAAUCUUUGCUGACUUCUUCAACACCUUCUUGAAUCUUCCUGUGUUUGGUCAGACCCCUAUUUUCAUGUUCAGCACUCGUCAGUGGUGUCUCUGGCCAGAACUGCCAUGCAACCAUGUAUCAAAGCACAAAGGCUUGGUGACUUGGAUGGAGAAACAUCGGCUGCCUUAUUUCUGCAAAACCAACUUGUGCCUUCACUACAUCCUCUGCAAGGAGCUCAUCAGUUUCAUCCGGUCCCAAGAGGCAGCAGACAUGCUGAGAUGGAAAAAAGCCGACCAGUGGCUCCUGGAGAAGUGCAUCAGUGGUAGCAGAGGGAUGUGGCGCUUCCGUUCUUUCUUGCAAGGAAUGGCAGGGGAAGAGCUGACCAAAUUCUGGCUAGCUGCAGAAAGGAUACUUGGUAUCGAUGAAACGGAUGAAUCCCAGCAAGAUCUCUAUGUGUCGCUGUUCCAGGUGUUGAUGGCCACUCACUUGCAGGAGGGCUCUGUAGUUGUCACCCUCUGUAGCACAACCAUUGAAACACUUCUGAGAAUGUCUCCCUAUCACCCCAAGCAUGCCCACACUCGAAGGGAAGUCCUGAGUGAUAUGCAGAAAGUGGCCCUGUUCAAGAUUGAAAGUUACUGGCUCCCAAACUUCUACAUUCACUGCAAGCUGAGCAUGGAGCAAGAACCCAAGUGCUCCCAUUUGCUCAAGGAGUAUCAGGAGCAGUUGUCCAGGGUCACGUUUCCGAAGUCGUUUCCGUUUCCUCUGCCAAUGAUGAGCAUCCGUGAAAGCAGCUUGGCAUCCCUAUCCUAUUCUAGCUUGAGAAGCAAGAAGGAAGUCUGGGAUCACGUCACAGGCAAAGGCCCUUUGGAAGGAAGAGAGAAGCAUAAAAGCAAGACCUGUGGACACCCCAGGAAGUCGGUAUCAUCGAAAAGCAGUCCAGCUGACAAGAAACAUCACAUUUCUGAAAAACAGUCCCCCAGUACUAGUAUGUGGCAAGGAGAGCACAUCAACGAACAAGACGGCGUGGGCAAUUCCGAUGAAGCGCCCUGCUUCAAAAACAGCCCCACGGAGCUGCCUUCCACUCCUGCACUAGAAGAAAUUGACGAGAAGAUGUAUGUCAAAAAACUCCGCGCUUCGACCCCCGUGGUCCAGUAUCCUUCCAUGCUAGCCUUAAAAACCAUAAUGACGUCUCCCUUGUCCUUAGAUUUCCUUCCUUGGGUGCUCAAUGCCGACAAGUGUGCAGGAUGCCCAUUCCGGGAGUUUUUGCUCAGUAGGAAUUAUGCAGUGGAGGUGCAUCUGCUCGAGCUGUGGCAUGACCUGGAAGAUUUCCUGCGCAUGAUGAUGUGCUCCCUUGGUGAAGGCAACGUCCUCUUGCGCCACGUGAUGGGCGAAAGGAUCUGUGAGUUGUACCUGACUCAGAACAGCAACUGGCACCUUCCUUUGAAGCUAUCAACUCUCAGGGGGUUACAGAGACUCCUUCCUUCUGGAAAUGUUAUACCCUGGUUACUAAAGGGACAGAAGGAGAUCUGUAAGAUUCUCUGCUUCCUCUAUGAAGAGUUCCUACAGCAUGAUGACAAGAUAUUUCUGUUUUAUGUGCUUGGCAAGGAGAAGAAACAACUGACAGAAUAUCUUUAUGAAAAUGAUGAGAAUCUCCGACUCGUCAGGAGAAUCAUGGAGUCCACCCAUCUCAGCCAAGCAUUAGCUGGAAUGAGAGACUUUGAUCUGCUCUCUGGGGAACACUGGCAGUUAUUGGGCACUCAGGACCUGGGAAUGGGGGGCUCUAUCUUUAUGGAGCUGGAUCCCGUUGUGUACAAGAUAGACUAUGUGGGCAUGAAAUUUGAGGAGCUGGCCAAGAUGAAUCCUAAGAUGGCUGUGGAAAUUCUGAGUCAGAACUUUAGGGAAUUCUGCAAGAAGUACGCGACAGCAAGUGGCAUUUUCAUUCGGCCCAUGAUACCGAAAAGAAGCUUACAUUGGACCCGGUCAAGUUUGUCCUUCAUGAGGAAGGGACCUUUAAUCAGAAAGCCCCUUAUAAAGCCCAGAGAGCUGAAUGAAGUGCUUCAGAACCCCAUUCAUAUGGACUACUUCAGACAGUUUCUCAAGAUGCACAAUGCUGAAACCCCACUCCUUUUUUGGAUGGCUGUGGAAGAUAUUAUUAAGGAGACUAACCCCAGAGCUCAGAGUGAGUUGAUCAAUGCCACGGUCAGGAAUUUCUUCUACCACAGUAUUCCGCCAGAAAGGCUACUACAAUGCGAGGAUAAAAUCAUCCGAGACAUAAAGAAGUCCCGUAACAUUACUCUUGCCAUGUUGGCCACAGCACAAACCUGUGUGAUGAAGUGCCUGGAAAGCCGAUGGUUUAAAUCGUACCAAGGCCUGUAUCCUGAGACCGAGCCUACGUUUACAUCGCAUACCAUGAAGGGACGGAGGGGUUCCUUCAUAAGAGACAAGAUAAAAAGGGCCUGGAAUGCAUUUGGCUCACUCGUCAGAACGAUAUGCAGGUUCCGGAAGGCAAUGAGUUACCUAGCAAAGCGCAAAGCGUUUGAAGAAUUCCUCCACCGGGAACUAAAAAACACCAAGGAAAAUUUGCCUCCCCAAGGCACAGCUCAGCCACGAUUAAGCACUGGUGGAACUAGUGGCCGUUCUACUGGAUCUCCUAGCAGUCCAGAAGAAGAUGUUGAAGUGGUACAAGUGAAACGCCGGCUAUUUAAUGGCCGCAUCAUCUCAGUUAACUUCCUGACCAAUGAUCUCUGCUUUUACCUGGAGAUGGAGAAGUUUUUCCACCUGGCUGAUUCGGUAGUAGUGCUGGCUUCCCUUGGAUUGUAUACAGAGAAGGAUAUUGCCUUUCUGAGAUCUAAGGUGGUCACCAUCAUCAAACUGUUCUUGAAUUCAGAUAUUCCACCUAAACUGAGGGUCAACCUCACAGAAGCACAGUGCAAUCAAAUCAAGAAUUCAAUCGGUGAAGGUGUACUGAACAGGAGUCUCUUUCAUACCGCCAUGCUCUCUAUUUUCUCACUUUUAAUACACUUCUGGAAGAAGUAUUGCCAUUGGAAGGUAAUGAGGGGUUUCAAAAAACGAAAGGAAGAGAAACCAGCAGAUGCUUCUCCAACAGCUCUCCCUAAGACGAUUCAUAGGAGGCCCAGCCAUUACAGUGGAGAGGACCACCCCAUCAUCAGGUUUACUUUGCUCAGAGGGAUCCAGCUGCUGCUCCCUCAGCCGAAGGAAGAGGUAGAAGUCCUUGGCGAGAAAUCUUCAACGGUGAGCAUCAGCCCAUCCAAAAAGUCAUCUAUCAUGUCAGUGAAUCAGCACAAAAGAACAGAAUACCACCGCUACCACUUUGCAGUCAUCAGGGAGCUCAGGGAGCCCCCUGAAAAUCAGGAAACCCAUAACUGUCCAGGGAUCAUUUCAGGAGGUGUCAAAAUGAUUGCUGUCGUCAGCCACCACGUUCCUUCUCUGGAUUAUUCCAAACUGUUCCCCUGGGUGUCAGAUGCAGAACUGGAGGUGGGCAGCAAGGCCAAAUCUGGUCAAAUGGUGACCUUCCUGUCCAGCUUGAGGACCUAUAUGGAUUACCAUUUUACUAGAGUCAAGGGAGGCAAAGAGCGCCCCCCGGCCUUAUCAGCGGAGGCUGCUGGCCAGGAGGGCCAUAUUCUGUGA